UGCCUGCUGAGGCUGCACCAGUGGCCUCCACAGGAGCACAGGAGACCGAAGCGGCCCCGGCCAAAGAGAACCUAGUGGACAUGGAGGCCGAGGAGAGAGUGGUCCCCGCCUCGCCGGGCCAGAAGUCCUGGCUGGUGCGGCAUUUCUCGCUGUUGCUGAGGCGGGACCGGCAGGCCCAGAAGGCCGGGCAGCUCUUCUCGGGGCUGCUGGCCCUCAACCUGGUGUUCCUGGGCGGCGCCUUCAUCUGCAGCAUGAUCUUCAACAACGUGGCCGUCACGCUGGGUGACGUGUGGAUCCUGCUGGCCGUGCUGAAGGCGCUGUCCCUGCUCUGGCUCCUCUGCUACGUGGCCGGCACCACCCGCCGGCCGCACGCCGUGCUCUACCGGGACCCUCACGCGGGACCCGUGUGGGUGCGGGGCUCCCUGCUGCUCUUUGGCAACUGCACCAUCUGCCUCAACGUCUUCCGCGUGGGCUACGACGUGAGCCACAUCCACUGCAAGUCGCAGCUGGAGCUCCUCUUCCCUGCCCUGGAGAUCAUCUUCACGGGCCUCCAGACCUGGGUCCUCUGGAAACACUGUAAAGACUGUAUUCAGGUCCAGACCAACUUCACUAGGUGUGGCCUGAUGCUGACCCUGGCCACAAACCUGCUGAUGUGGGUCUUGGCCGUCACCAAUGACUCCUUGCACCGUGAGAUCGAGGCGGAGCUCAAUGCCCUCAUGGAAAAGUUCUCAGGCAACGACACCAACACCUGCCUGUGCCUCAACGCCACGGUGUGCGAGGUCUUCCGGAAAGGCUACCUGAUGCUCUACCCCUUCAGCACCGAGUACUGCCUCAUCUGCUGCGCUGUGCUCUUCGUCAUGUGGAAGAACGUGGGCCGCCGCCUGGCUCCCCACGCGAGCGCCCACCCAGGCGCCCCGUCCUUCCACCUGCACGGGGCCAUCUUUGGGCCGCUGCUGGGCCUGCUGGCCCUGGUGGCCGGCGUGUGCGUCUUCGUGAUCUUCCAGAUUGAAGCAAGCGGCCCCUCCAUCGCCCGCCAGUACUUCACCCUCUACUACGCCUUCUACGCAGCCGUGCUCCCCAGCAUGAGCCUGGCCUGCCUGGCGGGCACGGCCAUCCACGGGCUGGAGGAGCGAGAGCUGGACACGCUCAAGAAUCCCACCCGCAGCGUGGACGUGGUGCUGCUCAUGGGAGCCGCCCUGGGCCAGAUGGGCAUCUCCUACUUCUCCAUCGUGGCCAUCGUGGCCACGCGCCCCCACGAGCUGCUCAACCGCCUCAUCCUGGCCUACUCGAUCCUGCUCAUCCUGGAGCACAUCGCCCAGAACCUCUUCAUCAUCGAGGGCCUGCACCGGCGCCCGCUCUGGGAGGCGGCCCCCGGGGGCCUGGCGGAGAAGCCGGAGGCCGAGCCCCACCGCAGGGGCUCCCUGCUGGAGCUGGGCCAGGACCUGCGGAGGGCCUCGCGGGCCUACAUCCACUCCUACAGCCACCUCAACUGGAAGCGGCGGGCGCUCAAGGAGAUCUCACUCUUCCUCAUCCUCUGCAAUAUCACAGUGAGUGGUACCCGGGAGGCCUCGGGGAGGAGCUGGCCCAGAGAUCCCCAUUCAGGAAGGGCUGGUUCAAGGCGCACUCAUUGCACACUGACUGUCCCAAGGGUGAUUGGCUUAUCUAUCCCUUUGAUUGUCAAGGACACAUGCCGCUUUCCAACCAGCUCUAUGACACGUGAGAGCAGAGAGUGGCCCCCAGCUCCCUGCAGGGUCCUUGGCACGAACGAGCGUGCCACGGGCACAGCCAAGUGCACUUCAUACAGCUCCCUGUCCAGCUGGGGAGACACCAGGGGAACAAUUAGGGAACUGCCAAAUAAUGAACUCUCCGCUGAAUUCAGUCCAAGGAAGAGAGCAGAAAGUGCCUGGUUCUCUAGAGAGCUCCUGGUAGGUGUUGAGGAUGGUUGCUCCGUCCCAUGUCCCCAUCCCCAGGCAAUAGCUCAGCAUCUCGUGGGUCGUCACAGUCGCCAUGCAGCAGGCACCACUGCCAUCCUGGUUCACAGACGAGGAACCUGAGGCUUGGGUCGUUAGGUCCUGCUGCCUAAGUGGCAGUGCUGGGCCACUCAGGGCUGUUUGAGCUCCUGUUGGUAAGGACAACGCUGGAAACACACCUCCGGGGCUGAAACCCCUGGUCCAGGCAGACAAUAGGCCUGACUGGGGCCUACAGAGCAGUCGGGCCUCCAGGCAGGACGUGUGGGCCCGAGUGGCCGAGGAGGCUUCCUGGAAGUCUGACCUGGGCCUUGAGAAAUGGGUCAGAGGCAGAGCCAGGGUCGAGGGGCAGAGACCAGCUGAAGAAUGAAGCAGGAGAAGAAGGUGGUUGGGAUCAAGGCACAGGGGUACCAGCUGGGCAGAGCAGGUUGUACCACGGGGGGUGGCACCGGGGGUCUCGUGACCCAUCGGAGUUCGGCUGAGGUGUGGGUGAGAGGGGUCAGGAGGGACAGGGCUGCUCUGAAGGCCAAGGAUGAGGAGGUGCUGCAGGAGCUGUGGCGCCGGGCCUGCCUCCCCUGAGCCCAGUGCCUCCUCCCCUCCCCUCC
This is a messenger RNA of Myotis davidii, 2572 nucleotides long. RefSeq names its product otopetrin 3 (gene OTOP3). Gene Ontology annotation, cellular component: membrane. Gene Ontology annotation, molecular function: proton channel activity. Gene Ontology annotation, biological process: proton transmembrane transport. Lineage: Eukaryota; Metazoa; Chordata; Mammalia; Chiroptera; Vespertilionidae. Bases 81 to 2054 code for a protein of 657 amino acids. The record is from RefSeq and is a predicted model, not a curated record. The transcript has 5 exons.